CUACAACCAAUCUAUCAAGCAUGUAAACAAAAAGAAUUGACAGUUGUCUUACUAGUGUAUAGAUGUGCUCCUUCAAAGUUCUUUUUGCCAUGAUUUCGGUCCUAUUUUUCUAUUUCGUUUCUGGUUUUGAACAGUGGGAUGUUAAAAUGGACUGUACUAGCUCUUGGAGUUACCUUUCUGUUCGCUUGGAGAGAUCUGGUAUUCGAGAAGCAGUAUGGAACAGCAAGCAACACAAUGCUGAAAGUGUGAUUUGCAGCGACGAUCAAGUUCAAUUUGGAAGUCGUUGGUCAGAAACAGUUAGUAGAACAUUUUUAAAUGCAGUAGAGAAAUCAGCUAGUGGACAUUUAACCAUUAAGCCUAUCUUUGCCUAA
Gilbertella persicaria is the source of this 371-nucleotide messenger RNA. RefSeq lists its product as uncharacterized. The record is from RefSeq and is a predicted model, not a curated record. Lineage: Eukaryota; Fungi; Mucoromycota; Mucoromycetes; Mucorales; Choanephoraceae. The coding region runs from base 63 to 371 and encodes 102 amino acids. The transcript has 2 exons.